GAAAAGCUUCAUGGAGAGAAAGUCAGGCCAACAAAGCUCGAACGCAGAGACUUGAGCUAUAAACAUUCCCUUGAUAAAUGAUCACUGCGCGAUUUUUAGCACAUUGAUUUGAAAUCUUUCUGCCGUUUUAAAGCUGAAGCGAUGGAAAUCUCCCCUCACUGUCCGGACGGCCUCAGCUCGGACGGCUUUGUUCUCCCAUCUGACAGAAAUCCCAGAAAAAGGAAGUUACCGAGGGAUGUGGAGGCGGAUAUUGAAUACCUCUACAAAGCUGUUCCUCAGCUGGCCAAGGUUUUCCACAUCAUAGACAAGAUUGGAGAAGGUACAUUCAGCUCAGUGUACUUGGCCGAGGCUCAGAUGCUGGAUGGAACGAGGGAGACGUUUGCCCUGAAGCACCUCAUCCCAAUCAGCCAUCCGACACGCAUUGCUGCUGAGCUGCAGUGUCUCACCGUGGCAGGAGGCACGGAGAACGUGAUCGGAGUCACAUACUGCUUCAGGAAAGAGGACCAUGUGGUGAUCGUGAUGCCCUACGUCGAGCACCAGGCCAUCGUGAAUAUUAUUGACUCACUGAGUUUCGAAGAGGUGCGUCUGUACAUCUACCACCUGCUGAGAGCCCUGAAACACAUCCACCAGUUUGGAAUUAUUCAUCGGGACAUCAAGCCAAACAAUUUCCUGUACAACAGGAAGAGAAAAGUGUAUGCUCUGGUGGACUUCGGCCUGGCUCACGGUACAGCCGACACCAAGAUCGAGAUGCUGAAGGUGGUGAGGCAGAAGUUGUUGCAGAAAGGUGUCGGGUCCACGGAGAAGCACAAUUCCACACAGGAUCGCAAAGCACCUCUUAAAGUUCCUCAGAAAGUCACCGCCGGCAGAGCUGCCGCCGCCGCCACCGCCACCUCAGCCCCGCCGCCUCGGCCUGCACGGCAAUCGGUGACCCUGCCACCUUCCUCCUCCUCCUCCUCCUCCAGCACGCCCUCCUCUGCCGCUCAGAAAGCACCACAUAAAAAAGCGCGUUCUGUCGACGCCACCGCCACACACACCAAGCACACAAAGGAUCUGACAAGACCGAGCAAAGCGCCAAGGCCGGUGUUUGGAGAGAGGAACCUGAACAGCUGCACUCCGACUCCCUCCACCGCCAAACAAGCUCUGUCCAAAAUAGAACUUGUCAAGCCGAGCAAACCGGGGCCUCCAGCAGCUCGGUGCUCGAAGCCGGCGGAGCCGCAGGGCAGCCGUCAGAAACCCCUGAAGGCCGUGCAGCAAGGCCUCACCUGCGACUGCUUCCUCUCCAACCAGGUCUGCAACGUCUGCACGAGCAGAAGGGAACAAGUCGCACCGAGAGCAGGAACGUCUGGAUUUCGAGCUCCUGAAGUCCUGACGAAGUGUCCCAACCAAGACACAGCCAUCGACGUGUGGUCCGCCGGAGUCAUCCUGCUCGCUCUCCUCAGCGGCCGCUACCCGUUCUUCAAAGCCAGCGACGACCUGGUGGCUCUGACUCAGAUCAUGAGCGUGCGGGGCUCCAGGGAGACCAUCCAGGCCGCCAAGUCUCUGGGUAAGGCGGUGGUCUGCAGCUGGGACUUCGCUCGACAGGACCUCAGGAAAAUGUGCGAGAGGCUUCGGAAACGCGGGACGGGCGAAGACAGAGCCGCCACCCGGGAUCAUGACAUCCAGGAAGCUCCGCCUUCUGCCGCUCUGAGCAAAGAGGAACAUCCAGGCAGCCAGGAAACCAAAUCCCUCCUCUCAGAACGGUCGGAGGGGGACCAGCGGGGCUGGGACCGGGUUCCCGACGAGGCCUACCACCUGCUGGACCGCCUCCUGGACCUGAACCCCACAACCAGGAUCACGGCCGCCGAGGCGCUGCAGCAUCCUCUGUUCAAAGACCUGGGAAGCUCCGGCGAGACUCAGGAGGUCAUUUAAAGAGUAAAUAUGGCUUCGAGACGAUCCGGACCAUCAGACAUGAUCCUUCGCCUCCAUCAGCUCCUCGAUCCGCACCAGCACGCUCUCCAUCAUGUCGAACGUGUGCAGCGCCGAGUGCAGA
This is a messenger RNA of Salarias fasciatus (jewelled blenny), 2029 nucleotides long. It is a transcript of the gene cdc7, whose product is annotated as cell division cycle 7 homolog (S. cerevisiae). Gene Ontology annotation, molecular function: protein serine/threonine kinase activity; ATP binding. Gene Ontology annotation, cellular component: nucleus. Gene Ontology annotation, biological process: mitotic DNA damage checkpoint signaling; protein phosphorylation. The transcript has 13 exons. The record is from RefSeq and is a predicted model, not a curated record. Bases 142 to 1908 code for a protein of 588 amino acids. Lineage: Eukaryota; Metazoa; Chordata; Actinopteri; Blenniiformes; Blenniidae.